AUGAGACCCUUCAUCUGGUAUUUGCUCAAGAGUGGUUUGCAAGCUAAUGUUUGGAGUGAUAACUGGUGCCAUGUAAGUCCUUUGCGCUCAUUUAUUACUCCUGGUGCUAUAGCAAAUGCAGGGUUUGAUUUGAAUUUGACAGUUGCGGAUGUAAUUGAUGCGGAUGGGAAUUGGAGGUGGCCCCAAGCUUGGUUUGAUUUGUUUCCGGUUUUAAUAACUAUUCAACCGCCCCAGUUGGUUGGAAAUGAUAUUGAUCGUUUGGUUUGGAAAGAUUUGGAAGGUAAUGUUGGUGACUUUGAAGCAGCUCAAGUAUGGAACACGAUUCGAAACAGGGAUAAUAUUGCGAACUGGGCUCAUAUGGUUUGGUUUGCUCAAUGUGUUCCUCGGCACUCUUUUCAUAUGUGGCUGGUUAUUAAGAACAAACUGAAGACUCAGGAUCGUUUAGCGGUUUGGGAAGCUGGGAGUGCCACAAACCUUAACCUUAUGUGCUGCCCGUUGUGUAAAAAGGGAAGAGAUAGUCGAGAUCACUUGUUCUUUCAAUGUGCAUUUGCGACUAAAGUUUGGACAGAUGUGAAGAGCAUGGUGAAUUUAGAUAGUGUUGGCAAUACAUGGAACUCCUUAAUGGGUUGGAUUGAUCAAUCAGCCAAGUCUAAGAAAGUGGAUGAUAUCGUUUGUAAGUUGGUAAUUGCUACGGCUUCCUAUUAUGUUUGGCAAGAGCGGAAUAGUCGGCUCUUCAGCUCAUCUCAUUUGACCGAGAUACAAGUUGCGGAGAGGAUUAAAAGCUCAGUUCGUUUAAGACUGAUGGGAUUCAAGUUUCGGCUGGAAUCGGCUAGGAGAAGGAUUUUCAGCAUCUGGAAGAUCAAUGACAGGAACAAUCCUGAUCCGGGAUAG
Molecule: messenger RNA, 891 nt
Organism: Helianthus annuus (common sunflower)
Lineage: Eukaryota; Viridiplantae; Streptophyta; Magnoliopsida; Asterales; Asteraceae
Exons: 1
Coding region: 1-891 (296 amino acids)
Source: RefSeq, a predicted model, not a curated record